AUGGCUGCUGCUCUGCUUAGAGGAGGAACAGUGUUUUACUUGAAGUAUGUUUUCUAUGAUAUUAGACAUAUUAUUAUUUUAUUGAUAACAAUUCUGUUCUAUCCGGCAGAGAAAGCCAGACCCCAGCCAGCCAUUGACAUCCCUAAACUACUGGAGCAGCUCUUCUCUCAGAGGAGAGUUUCUGCUGUCAAAGCCUCCUCCAAACCUCUACCUUGUCCAGGGGGUUCCACUAAACCUUCUACCGCCACCUCCAUAAAGACCCCAGCCUCCUCCUUGUCCCAGACUAAGCCAGCGGUGUCUGUCUCUGCUGCUGCAUCAACACUAAAACCAGUCAUUAAUGUUUCCUCUGAGAACUCUCCUCUUUUCAAGAAGGCACCAAAUUCUCCUCCAGCCAUUGAUUCUCAAGCAUCACCAAAAUCUGUAUCCCAUUCAACCCCCGAAUCAGUAGUUGGUCUUACUGCAGAUUCUUCACCCACCUCCAAAACUUCUAUGCAGUCAUUGCCGUGUUUUCCCACGGCCUCUGCUGCGGCUGCUGUUGUUUACAAGAAGACAAUAUCUUGCUCCUCUACUACCUCAGUACCUCCAUCAGCUGUCCCCACACAUGCUGCAAAACAAUCAUCAACAGCCACCUCAAUAGAAAAACAGAUCAACACAACAGAAGGCAGAGGAGAGACUACAGUUAGGCCGGCAGAAUUCACCGUUGCCCCUGUGCUGCCCACACCAGUCGAUACUGUCCAGAUCAAAGUAGAAACAUCAGAAUUCAAAGAAGGACCCUUGAUAGCAAAUGCAGCAGCCAAAGACUCCAAUAAAUCCCCCACCCCUCUCUCAGUGGAGGAUACAACAGAACCAGCAAUAUGUGCUAAAUCUAUACCAACGUUUGAAUCAAGAACUGCCCCUGUUGAACCAACAGUAGCAGUUACAAUAGAUUCAGCAGACCAAGUAGUGGGAAAUGGCUUGACCAACACAGGCGCUGACACCACCUCAGGCAUAACCUUCUUAGAAAAUGCAAUGAAAUUUCCCUCAGUAUCAGUAGCAAACAAAGACUCUAUGGUAGAGUCUCAUAUCUUCUCCUCAGGAACAUGUGUUGGGACAGGGGAAGAGAAUGGUGGUGAAGGGGGAAAGGAGAGGGCAGUAGAGGAGGUUAUUCAGGAGGGGGCUCUAACUGCAGAGCCAGUGGAGGAUGAGUUUGGAGUCAUAGAAGCUAUAACCUUGGAGUCGGGGAUGUACAAGUAUUGGACUCUGAAGUGGAUGUUUUAA
Lampris incognitus (smalleye Pacific opah) is the source of this 1257-nucleotide messenger RNA. Its product is annotated as mucin-5AC-like. The transcript is spliced from 4 exons. The coding region runs from base 1 to 1257 and encodes 418 amino acids. NCBI's taxonomy places the organism in Eukaryota, Metazoa, Chordata, Actinopteri, Lampriformes, Lampridae. The record is from RefSeq and is a predicted model, not a curated record.